Messenger RNA from Stomoxys calcitrans (stable fly), 2958 nucleotides. RefSeq lists its product as uncharacterized. Gene Ontology annotation, biological process: regulation of transcription by RNA polymerase II. Gene Ontology annotation, molecular function: DNA binding. The transcript has 2 exons. The record is from RefSeq and is a predicted model, not a curated record. Gene Ontology annotation, cellular component: transcription regulator complex; nucleus. The coding region runs from base 336 to 2699 and encodes 787 amino acids. NCBI's taxonomy places the organism in Eukaryota, Metazoa, Arthropoda, Insecta, Diptera, Muscidae.
AGUAUAUACUUGGAGAGCAGUCGAUAUUUUUUUGCAAUCCGAAUUGUUCAACAAUUUAAGCGUAGUGUGUGUUUUUCUUUUACCAUUUUUGAGCGAUCGCGAUGAGAAUUUGUUUUAGCUUUUAAAAAUACCAUCUUUCUCCCAUAACACUAACAACAACUCAGCGCGAGUGAGUGAAUAUUGUGCCUAUGCAACUGUGAGUGUGAAGCAGUGUUGCGGUCUCGUUAAACGCGAACGAACCCUACACUUUUGUUGGUGUUUGGUUAUCAUCGUUACGGUUACCACAUAUCCAAAGACUAGCAGCAGAGUAAACCUCUCAAAGACUUUGUGUCAACAUGCAAGUAAAUGAACAGCAAAAUAUACAGGCAAGCGCCCGUUUAUGUGAUGCCAUUAAAUGGCAUCCCUGCCUUUAUGAUUCCAAAUCAAAAGUGUAUCAAAUGAAACAUGCGGUCGAUGCAGCUUGGCGCUCUAUAGCAAAUGAAUGCGAAGAUACAGUGGCCAACUGCAAAUUUCGCUGGCGUGUCAUCCGAAAAUCGUUCGCCAUUGCCUAUCGCAAACAUGGAGCCAAAAAUAAGCAUUAUCUUAAGGAAUAUCUUCAGUAUUUGGUGCCGCAUGUCAACAGCAUCGAUAUAAAUGAAAGAGUCAGUGGCGCUGAAAGGGUCGAAACCAUGCAGCAUGAAGAGGAGGCAGAAGAGAGCGAAGGUGACGAGGCCGAGGAGUAUGAAGAAGAUCACAUUGAAGAUGAUGCCGAAGAAUUCGAACACAUAGAGGAAGAAGAAAAUGAAGAGGAGUAUGAGGAACGAGAAUAUAGACCUAAAGUGGAUCAACACACAGAUGAACAGGAAAGUGAGACCUCAAGUGCUGAGGAAACUGUCAAAGACAAAUUCACUGGAAGAGCAAGUCGCAACCGAGCAAACGCCUCAAAACUAGACGACACCCAUGAUGAGGAUGGCGACAGCCAACAAGGACGCCGCAUUUCACGCACUCGUAAAGCUACCAAACGCUAUCUAGAAUCUGGACUGUGCGAUAGUCGCAAAAAAGAGCGACAAGAUGAAAAACGUCCUCGCAUUUCGUUUGAAAGUAACAACAAAAAAUCCCACAGCUCCAGUCCAGCUUUACAGGAGCCGGAAAAACGUAAAACACCCAUGACAGCAAACUUACCAAAUAAAAGGGUGGAAGUAAAGCUGGUAAAGACCAAAAUCAAUGAGCCCGAACCAAAACCGGUGGAGCCGAAAAAACCUACCCCUGAGGCAGCUGGCAAGUUUAAAGUAACCUCAACCGAUAAGAGUCGCACUGUAAUGAUAAAGGUAAGCAAGCCGACGGAAAACACAGACAGCACCGUUGUAAAACGUUAUACAAUAUCUGCACCGGCGGAAAUCAAGAAAUGUGCCAACCAAAGUACCCAAUGCGACAAUGAUAAACCCAAAACUCUGGAUGAAGAAUUUCUGGAUUCCAUAAAACCACAAAUGGAACUUAUGAACAGCCGACAGAAAUUCAAUUUCAAGAAGCGCGUUUUUCAAGCUCUCAUGGACGUUUUUGAUGACGCCACCAAUUUCCCCAAUAAAGGCGAGGUUAUCGAUUUGCCAGCCACCGGGGCUCCACGUUACGAAAACACUACUUUGGGAGAACUGCGUUUGAUAAGGGAACUGGUGCAUUUGGUGCAAGCUGCCAAAACAACUCCAGAAAUAAUGGAGGCCAACGAAAAAGUGGAACUUCCCAUUGAAAGUUCAGUCACAUCUUCGCCCUCUGACAAAGGGGAUAAAUCAGAUAAAAAUCAGGGCAACAUUGUGGUGGCAGCCGAACGUAAAUCCACCACUACUGUGCAGGUAUUAAAAAACAAAGAAACUCUAGGGUUGCCACGUCACAUUCUGCAAAAAGUAGUCAAGGUAGCAGGGUCCAAUGGAGGCACCAUCUUAGCACAUGAGGGAGAAAAGAGACGGGUCUACCGCAUAUACCCCAAGGGAACCUUGCCACCAAGUGUGGCCAGUGCAACCAACUCCAAUGUAGCUUCAACGGCCAUAGGCACUUUUUAUGUGACACCACCAAAAACUACUACGGCCGCCUUAAAUCCGCAAACCAAAACAGUGGCCGUUCCACCAACAGCCACGUUGGGAACUGUGAAUGGUAAACCGAUUACUUUCAAUGGUAAGUUUGUCAGCCACGUAAAAACAUCAUCAUCAUCAUCACAACCAAUGGCGGUGGCCACUGCAAACCCUGUAAUUGGCCGUCCAAGGUUAAGCGCACGCCCUACGGCUGCGGAUAUGAUGAUUGAAAGGCGCCGUUCGUCUCAGGGAAGUACUGGACCAAAUAUCGGACCCAUACCAGCUUUGCAAAACAAAAAUGUAACUUCAACCAAUGCGCAGAAACUGACACCGCCCGCAUUGACCCGAGCCCCCAAGCCGCAACAGCAGCAGGUGGUUAAUUGGGAUGACAACGAUAAGCCAGCGCCUUCAACUGGCCUAGCCCAAAUACAAAUCUCUCAGCCCAUCAGCUUGAAUGCUGCCGCCAGUUCAUCGAGCAGUGUAAAGACAUUCUUAGAAUCGGCUGGGGAAAAUGAGGGGCCCGGCGACAACUCACCCAACACAAUUUUGCCCGAUGGUGGUAUGGUUGAUGAGGAGGAUACAGGCAAUUUAAUAACAGGCGAUGGUUACGAUCCUCUUUUCAUUAAAUCCCUAAUCAAAGAUGAACCCUCGGAGUAGAAUUUUCGACCAUAUAUUUUUUUUUAAUGAAUCAUAAUUCUAUUUUAUUUUGCAUCAUAAUUUAAUUUGAAUAGGCUUUCAUUUCAUGUUUUAUCCUCAUAAAAAAAGGAAAUUCGUUUUUUUCUUGAACUCUACAAAUUUUGCACUGUACAUAGCCGUAAUAUUUCUCACCAAUGUUCAAUUUGAAAUAAAAUAAAAACAUCAACAACAUUCAAAGUAAUUCCAUGUUAAUAAAAAAUGCUUUACGUAUGAUUGCGUA